AUGUAGUCCUCCGAGCCUGGAGAAAACUUCCGCAUCUCCAGCUGGGGAGCUGCUAUGGCUGAUCAGGCAGCCGUGGACCAAGACCCCGCCGCCCCCGCGGUGUCGAUCCGGCCCUCCCGAGCCGAGGACUGCGCGGAGAUCAUGCGCAUGAUCCGGGUAGGCCCUUUCCCACGAGCAGGCAGGCAGGCAGGCAGGCAUUCGACUGGUGCAGCUGCGUCCUGUUCAACUGCUGCACCUGUUGAAUGUCCGCCUAAGCCCCGCAGCUGAGUCCCGGCCCUCCCUGCAGCCCGAAUAGCAAAAAAAAAGAGAGAUUUAUUGCUUAUUGAGCCUUCAUCCUGGUUUGCAGGCAGGCAAGGUGGAUAAAAAUAAAUGUCUUUUUAAAGAAAUUUAAAAAUCGGAUUUUUAAAAAUUUAAAAUAAAAUGCUUUUGGAGGAAAAAUCUUUCCAAAGAUAGUUUUCUGUUUAAGUUGCAUUAGAGUCCAAAGGCUGUUCAUCAGGAAAUAAGGAUUUGUUUUAAGUUUUUCGUGUGUGCUAAAACUCAGUCUAGGGUUGGUGUUUUAAAAAUUGUUUAACCACAUCAGUUAACAAACGUGGAUACAUCUGCUAUAAUGCUAUUGUUUCAGGUAAAUAAAAUGUUUAAAUUGAUAUUAAGGAAAUGGUUAUUUUUCUCCUUCCGAUCAAGCACAGCGGAAAAGUUGCCCAAAUAGAAAACAGUUAACUUGUUAAACCUCACAAUAAUUUCAUCAUUAUCUGACUGGGUGUUUCUUAUAGUAGAACCAAAUCUGUGAUUUUUGUAAAAACUACUCUGGAAAUUUAUUAUUCCAAAAAUGAGACCUUAAUACGGUUGUAAAUAUUAACAUUAUACCAGCAAGAAUGAGUCUUUCUGUUAAAAAUAAUGAUUUAAAUCAAGUCUUACUGACUAGUGAUUUAAAUCAAGUCUUACUGAAAUCGUGAUUUAAAUCGAUUUGAUUUAAAUCAAAUCCUCCCUGCAUCAAGGGUUAAUUAUUUAAUUCCAUUUAUCUGUUGCAUUUAUAUCCCACCCUUUCCCCCUCUUCCUCCUUUAAUCCUCGCUGCAACCCUGUGAGGUAGGCGAGGCGUUAGCUCAGUUGGCAGAGCACGACUCUUCAUCUUGAGAGUCGUGGGUUCGAAUCCCAAGUCGGUCAGAAAGAUUCCUGCAUUUCAGGGAGGUGGGCUGGAUGACCCUUGGGGGGGUCGAGACUUCUCUGCGGAAUUCAUAGUUAAACGGCGGAACUCCCUGCCACUUGAGGCAGCGAUGGCUACCAACUUUGACGGCUUUAAAAGAGGAUUGGUCAAACCCGGUAACGAUGACUGUUUCCUAGUUCUGCUGGAUGUCUCAGCGGCCUUUGAUACCAUUGACCAUAACAUCCUUCUGGACCGUCUUGAGGGGCUGGGAGCUGGGGGCACUGUCAUACAGUGGUUCCGCUCCUUCCUCCUGGGCCGUGUCCAGAAAGUGGUGGGGGAUGAAUGUUUAGACCCCUGGGCUCUCACUUGUGGGGUGCCUAGGGUUCCGUCUUCUCCCCAUGCUUUUCAACAUCUACAUGCAGCCGCUGGGAGAGAUCAUCAGGGGGUUUGGGCUGGGUGUCCAUCAAUAUGCAGAUGAUACCCAGCUCUAUCUUUCUUUCAAAUCGGAACCAGCGAAGGCGGUGAAGGUCCUGUGUGAGUGUCUGGAGGCGGUUGGAGGAUGGAUGGCGGCUAACAGAUUGAGGUUGAAUCCUGACAAGACAGAAGUACAGGAGGCGGGCAGGUGUGGAGGACUCCCUGGUCCUGAAUGGGGCGACAAUGCCCCUGAAGGACCAGAUGCGCAGCCUGGGAGUCAUUUUGGACUCACCGUGGUCCAUGGAGGCGCAGUUCAAUUCUGUGUCCAGGGCAGCUGUCUGUCAGCUCCAUCUGGUACGCAGGAUGAGACCCUUACCUGCCCGCAGACUGUCUCGCCAGAGUGGUGCAUGCUCUGGUUAUCUCUCGCUUGGACUACUGUCAUGUGCUCUACAUGGGGCUACCUUGGAAGGUGACCCAGAAACUGCAAUUAAUCCAGAAUGCGGCAGCCAGACUGGUGACUGGGAGCGGCCGCCGGGACCACAUAACACCGGUCCUGAGAGAUCUGCAUUGGCUCCCAGUACAUUUCCAAGCACAAUUCAAAGUGUUGGUGCUGACCUUGAAAGCCCUAAACUGCCUCAAAGGCCCAGUAUACCUGGAGGAGCGUCUCCACCCCCAUCGUUCUGCCUGGACACUGAGCUCCAGCUCCGAGGGCCUUCUGGCGGUUCCCUCAUUGCGAGAAGCAAAGCUACAGGAAACCAGGCAGAGGGCCUUCUUGGUGGUGGCACCUGUCCUGUGGACCGCCCCCCCUCCCGAGGUGAAGGAACUAAGCAGCUAUCUUUUUGAAACAAGACCCCUGAAGGCAGCCCUGUUUAGGGAAGUUUGUAAAAUUUAAUGCUGUAUUGUUUUUAACACUUGAUUGGAAGCCGCCCAGAGUGGCUGGGGAAACUCAGCCAGAUAGGCGGGGUAUAAGUAAUAAAUUAUUAUUAUUAUUAUUAUUAUUAUUAUUAUUAUGGCUAUGGGGCGGCUACGAGCCAUGAUGGCUCUGCUUCUGAAGGUCAGUUAUUGGGAGCCAUGGCGAGAGGGGAGAGCUGCGUUCGAAUCCUUCUUGUCGGUUUCACAUAACGGGCGUCUGCUUGGCCACGCUGAGGGCAAGAUGCCGGAGAGAUAACCAGCUCAGUCGGUAGAGCGUGAGACUUUUAAUCUCAGGGUUGUGGGUUCAAAUCCCACAUUGGGCAAAAGAUUCCUGCAUACUGCAGCGGGGUGGGCUGGAUGACCCUCAGGGGUCCCACUUGACUCUAUAAUUCUAGGAUCCAGAACAGAAUUUGUUCAGGAUAUUGAGGAGGAAUAAAUUGAAACUGCAGGUGAGCUGGAUUUGGAGCGGAGUGCGAAUUAAUUGAAGCGGGGCCUGGGGGCGGGAUUCGUAUGCGAGGCUUUUAAAUCCUUAAAUGUAGAUUAGCAUAUGCAAAUCCUAUGCAGAUGUGCGGGCCCAGGAUCUAUUCCAGCCCUAGCAACAGCCCCCUGCUGUCAGAAUAAAAGGGAGCGAAGGCUCAUCCUCCUUUGCAAAGUCUAAACUGGGCACACUCUGUAACAACGUUCACCCUGCCUGACUUCAAAAGGAACCUCCUUGGCUUUGAAAGGCUGAGCCAGGAUUUAACCGGAGAGUUUGAUGCUGUUUGUUUAGCGCUGGACCAAGGCCAGGGAUUUCUCUCCUGUGGGUUUUGCAUUAGCAUAGCAAAGCUCGCAGAGAGAUUGUGUAAUUGCCAGAUAUUGCUUUAGACUCUAGGCUAUCCUCUCUCUCUCUCUCUGUCAUUUGAGAUUCUGCAGAAAAACUUGCACUCCGCAGUUUGCAAUCCAGAGAGGCUGCUGGAUCAGGCCGGAGGGGGCCCGAUCCACUCCAGGAUCCUGUUCUCACGGUGGCCGAAUGUGAUAAGAAUUUUUAGGUCUUAGAUAUAUAUUAAUGGUAAAGGGACCCUGACCAUUAGGGUCCAGUCACGGACAACUCUGGGGUUGCGGCGCUCAUCUCGCUUUACUGGCCGAGGGAGCCGGUGUACAGCUUCCGGGUCAUGUGGCCAGCAGGACUGAGCCGCUUCUGGCGAACCAGAGCAGCGCACGGAAAUGCCGUUUACCUUCCCGCCGGAGCGGUACCUCUUUAUCUACUUGCACUGUGACGUGCUUUCGAACUGCUAGAUGGGCAGGAGCAGGGACCGAGCAACGGGAGCUCACCCCGUCGUGGGGAUUCGAACCGCCGACCUUCUGAUCGGCAAGUCCUAGGAUCUGUGGUUUAACCCACAGCGCCACCCACGUCUUUAGAUAUAUAUUAAAUGUUCAUCAAUGUACAGUGGUGCCUCGCAAGACGAAAUUAAUCCGUUCCGCGAGUAUCUUCGUCUAGCGGUUUUUUCGUCUUGCGAAGCAACCCUAUUAGCGGCUUAGCGGAUUAGCGCUAUUAGCGGUUUAGCGGCUAUUAAAGGCUUAUCGGCUUAGAAAAAGGGGGGGGGGGAAGCGGAAAAAAAAUCUCAAGACUCGCAAGACAUUUUCGUCUUGCGAAGCAAGCCCAUAGGGAAAUACGUCCUGCGAAGCACAUUGAAACGGAAAACCCUUUCGUCUAGCGGGUUUUCCGUCUUACGAGGCAUUCUGCCUUGCGGGGCACCACUGUACCAGCCAAGCACGUACGUAGAUCAGCACAGGAAGACCAACCUGAAACCGCUUUUGAUUCCCAAACUGACCAAAUGUUUUCUCUGCAAGGUCAAACUGGAAAAGUCUCCCCAUUGUCUCUUUCCUCACAAAUCCUUUCUCAAGGGCACAUUUAAGAUAUGAAUAGGGUGUGAGCCUGACCUGGCUCAGGAACUGAGUAUUUGUCAUUACAAAAGACUGGCCAGGCUCCCCAGGGUAUCCAAUCAAGCGAGCAUUAACAGAUAACCUGCCAGACAGGAGGUAAACAACGCACUCAGAUUUCUGCUGUAGACCGCCUGUUCUGUGAUGUAGGUAUGAUGUAUGGAGGGGAGGUCUUCUGCUCCAGGGCAGAGAAUUUAAAAUGUGUAUGUAAGGGCAGGCACAAUUUGGUUCUGCGUUCCUCCUCCUCUCCUGCGGGUGAAGGGGGCACCCUGUUGCAACAGAUCAAUAAAGAUCAGGCUAACGAGCUGCUUUGCUUCUCAAUAUUCUCUGGCUGGCCUCUGUUAUUUUCUCCUACCAAUAGGGAACCUACGUAAGGACUCUGUGGGUUAAACCACAGAGCCUAGGGCUUGCCAAUCGGAAGGUUGGUGGUUCGAAUCCCCGUGACGGGGUGAGCUCCCGUUGCUCGGUCCCUGCUCCUGCCAACCUAGCAGUUCGAAAGCACCUCAAAGUGCAAGUAGAUAAAUAGGUACCGCUCCAGUGGGAAGGUAAACGGUGUUUCCGUGCGCUGCUCUGGUUCGCCAGAAGCGGCUUAGUCGUGCUGGCCAUGUGACCCGGAAGCUGUACGCCGGCUCCAUCGGCCAGUAAAGCGAGAUGAGCGCCGCAACCCCAGAGUCAGGCACGACUGGACCUAACGGUCAGGGGUCCCUUUACCUUUGCUUUUAUGUGUGAAAAUUCAAGGUCUUGGCAAGUGAGGUGGUGGGGCAGGCAUUGUACCUGCGGUUAAUGUUCUCUUUCUCUCUUUUCAGGAACUUGCAGAGUUUGAGAAAAUGCCUGAUCAGGUAGCAAACAGCAGUCAAGGUGAGGCUGAACCGCGGGCGGGAAUUCUCAUAGGCAAAUCUUCCCUGGCCAGGUUUAGUCACAGAGGUGUUGUGUUCAUGUUUGGGGCACGAAGGGUGGGAUCAGAUCACCGUGGGCUGAUGGUCAUUGUGGACUCAAACAUCUUGAGGGCACCAGGUGUGGGAGAGGGGCAGCAUUUCCUGCCCCGACCUGGCCACAGUGAUCCACGCGACGGUCACCUCCGGGCUUGACUACUGUAACUCACUCUACGCAGGGCUGCCCUUGAAGCUGACCCAGAAACUCCAGCGGGUGCAGAAUGCUGCAGCGAGGCUCCUCACGGGGUCUCUGCCAUGGGAGCAUAUUCACCCAGUGCUUUUCCAGUUGCACUGGCUCCCGGUAGAGUACAGGGUCAGAUUUAAGGUGCUGGUUUUGACCUUUAAAGCCCUUUGUGGCUUAGGGCCCUUGUAUUUACAGGACUGCCUCUCCUGGUCUGCCCCUCAGAGGACUUUAAGGUCCAUGAAUAAUAAUAGCUUAAAGGUCCCGGGCCCUAAGGAAGUCAGAUUAUCCUCCGCCAGGGCCAGGGCCUUCUCAGUGGUGGCUCCGACCUGAUGGAAUGCUCUGUCCCAUGAGACCAGGGCCCUGCAGGAUUUAACUUCCUUCCAUCGGGCCUGUAAGACAGAGCUAUUCUGCCUGGCCUUUGAAUUCAGCCGGAUCUUUUAUUUCCCUUCUCUUCCUUUUUAUGAAGAUUACCCGCUCUGGGAUCCCACAGCUAAUUCUCCCCUGGCCUCCUCACUGGCCCAAGUAGGGCCAAUUCAGCCAGCUAGCCCUGGGGAAUAUCUAAUUAGUUUUGAAUUUUAUUGUCAUUCAUGUUUUUAUACUGUAUUUUAUGCUGCUUUUAUAAUUGAGGGUUUUAAAUCUGUUGUUAGCCACCCUGAGCCCGGUUUUUGAACCGGGAAGGACUACUGCUAUGCGCUCUACGUGGGGCUACCUUUGAAGGUGACCCGGAAACUGCAAUUAAUCCAGAAUGCGGCAGCUAGACUGGGACUGGGAGACCAUAUAACACCAGUCCUGAAAGACCUCCAUUGGCUCCCAGGACGUUUCCGAGCACAAUUCAAAGUGUUGGUGCUGACCUUGAAAGCCCUAAAUGGCCUCAAAGGCCCAGUAGACCUGAAGGAGCGUCUCCACCCCCAUCGUUCAGCCCGGACACUGAGGUCCAGCUCCGAGGGCCUCCUGGCGGUUCCCUCCCUGCGAGAAGUGAGGUUACAGGGAACCAGGCAGAGGGCCUUCUCGGUGGUGGCUCCCGCCCUGUGGAACGCCCUCCUACCAGAUGUCAAAGAGAAAAACAACUACCAAACUUUUAGAAGACAUCUGAAGGCAGCCCUGUUUAGGGAAGCUUUUAAUGUUUAAUAGGUUUUUGUAUUUUAGUGUUUUGUUGGAAGCCGCCCAGAGUGGCUGAGGAAACCCAGCCAGAUGGGUGGGGUAUAAAUAACAAAUUAGUAGUAGUAGUAGUAGUAGUAUUGGUAUUAUUUCCAGAGCUCACCUGAACUUAAAAGCCCAAAAGUUUGGGAUCGACACAGCUGGUCGUCUUGCAGUUUUUCCUGGGUCCUGCUGACCCGGUUUUUUUCCACCCCCUUUCUCUCACUGUCUCUUUGAUUCUCGCGUCUUUCUUUCCAGGACUUUACGAGGACGGCUUCUGCCAGGACCCCUUCUAUAAAUGUGUGGUGGCCGAGGUUCCCCCAAAACAUCAGAGCAAAGAUGGUAAGCAAGGUUCCUGCCCCAAAAUCCCAUCUUCCAGUAUGGCGAAGAUGCAAUCCUUCCCUCUCUGCCGCAAUGGGGAGCUCCCCUUCUGUUCCCUCCUUCCAUCUCCCAAUUAACCUCCGUCUCCGGGGCUCAAUGAUGGGAGGAAAAGCAGAAGGAAGAAUCGCCCAGGUUUGCCCCAGAGACGUUGUACCUUGGUCAGAGCCCAUCUGGAGUUCUGGGCACCCCAGUUUAAGGAGGAUAUCGACAAGCUAUAGGGCGGCUAAGAGGAUCAAGGGGUCUGGCCAUAUGAGGAGCGGUCGAAGGAGUUGGGAAGGGAGAAGAGGGAACUGAGAGGUGAUAGGACAGCCACCUUCAAAAAUAAUAGAUUGGCAAAUUAAAUUACAGGAAUUUGUAAUUGAGAUGGCUCAAUGGACGAGCAAACUCAGAGGAAACUCAAAGCAAAAAUUUGCGGGAAAAUGGGAUGGUUAUAGAGGAAAUACAAUAAUAGUUUUGACUCCGUGCUAGCGUUCGAGUGACAAAGGAAGUAAAAGGAGGUGGACAACAAUUACGGAUUUAUUAUGUUUUCUGAAUGUAUUGGAAAGGUUUAUUGUUUUGUUUACGUUCAGUUGUAAGAUAAAAUAUAUGCGAAGGGACUUGACAGGAAGUCAGAACUGAAGAAACGAUUUUGUAAGAUAAAAGGUGGGGAAAUAUUUAUUUUCAUUAUUAUUAUUUGUGCGGGUGUGUGUUUUGCAUGGAAUGUCUGGGAGGAAAUAAGAUGGUAAAUAACAAAUAGCAAACAAAAUAUUGAUGUAUGUAAUUUUUAUUUCUCAAUUAUAUUUUGUGGUAGUAUGGUUCUGGCGGUUUUCUUCCCGCGAGAAGCCAAGUUACAGGGAACCAGGCAGAGGGCCUUCUCAGUGGUGGCGCCCGCCCUGUGGAACGCCCUCCCAGCAGAUGUCAAGGAAAUAAACAACUAUCUGACUUUUAGAAGACAUCUGAAGGCAGCCCUGUUUAGCGAUUUUUUUAGUAACUGAUGUUAUAAUGUAUUUUUAAUCUUUGUUGGAAGCCGCCCAGAGUGGCUGGGUAGACGCAGCCAGAUGGGCAGGGUAUACUGUAAAUAAAAAAUAUGAUGGUGAUGAUGAAUUAGAUUUAUAGACCUCCCUUCAUCGCAAGAUCUCAGGGUGGUUCACAGGAUAAAAUACAAGGUAAAUAUUUAAAAUAACACACACACCCCGGCAGACACAUUUAGAAGGCCGUAGAAUAUUGACCAACCAUUAAUCUGCUAUUGAAACUGUGUUUAAUUGAAUGCAACAAGGGUUUUUCCCUCCUCCCCUGUAUUAAAGACUGCAAAUCCUUUUGGACAGGGCCUUAUAUUUUUGUUGUUUCCCUGCAAAUGUCUAUGAAACUCUCUACAUGGAUGGAUUUCCCCCCUAAAUUGACUUUUGACUUUUGAAUUCUGAAUUUAUUGUUAUUCACGUUUUACACUGUAUUUUAUGCUGUUUUUUGUUGCAUCAGUCAAGUGUUUUAAAUUUGUUGUUAGCCGCCCUGAGACCGGUUUUCUGAACCAGGAAGGGCGGGGUAUAAAUAAAAUAUUAUUAUGAUGAUGAUUAUUAACCCUUGGGGUGCAUUGCAAUUUUCCAAUUCUAUGAUUUGCAAUCCGGGGAAUUUCAGAACCACUCACCAAGGUUCUCGUCCCACGGGGAGCGGCCCACAAUCUCUAGGGCAGCCCCCAAUAUAUUUUCUGCCCCCAAAAACUGCCUGGAGUAAAAGGUUGUAUUUGAAUCGCCCGGGUCCUGUUUAUGGUCAGCUGCGAACCUGAUCCAGAAGAGCCCUGGACUGAUUUUAGAAAAGCAGCUUGUGAUCUUUUGUCGCCGUUCUUUCAUUUUUCCCGCUGCAGGCCACACCGUCGUGGGGUUCGGCCUAUAUUUUUUCACUUACAGCACCUGGAAAGGCAGAAACAUCUACAUGGAAGACCUCUACGUCAUGCCAGAGUUUCGAGGUACGGAAAUGCGGAAGGGAAGGAGCUGCUUCAAGGCUCUUAAUCUCCGGGUUGCGAGUUCGAGUUCCGCGUUGGGCAAAGAUUCGUGCAGCACAGGGGGUUGGACUGGAUGACCGUUGGAGUCCCUUACAACCGAACAAUUUGGUGGAUUCUAUGAACAGCCAGGAACUACAGUGGUACCUGAGGUUACAUACCCUUCAGGUUAUAGACUCCACUAACCCAGAAAUAGUGCUUCAGGUUAAGAACUUUGCUUCAGGAUGAGAACAGAAAUCGUGCUCCGGCGGCACGGCAGCAACGAGAGGCCCCAUUAGCUAAAGUGGUGCUUUAGGUUAAGAACAGUUUCAGGUUAAGAACGGACCUCCAGAACGAAUUAAGUACUUAACCCGAGGUACCACUGUAUAAUUAAGAAAAUGUGUGAGAGAGAGAGAGAGAAAGAGAGAGAGAGAGUAUUGCACCUUCAAAGCAACCUGGCGCCCUCCACUUUCAUUGCACUACAAUUCCCAAAACUCCCUGCGAGAAGCAGCCAAGUUACAGGGAACCAGGCAGAGGGCCAGGGAACCAGGCAGAGGUGGCGCCCACCCUGUGGAACGCCCUCCCACCAGAUGUCAAAGAGAAAAAUUAACACUACCAAACUUUUAGAAGACAUCUGAAGGCAGCCCUGUUCAGGGAAGCUUCUAAUGUUUCUUCUAAUGUUUAAUAGGUUAUUGUAUUUUAAUAUUCUGUUGGAAGCCGCCCAGAGCGGCUGGGGAAACCCAGCCAGAUAGGCGGGGUAUAAAUAAUAAUAAAUUACAGUGAUACCUGGGGUUAAGUACUUAAUUCGUUCCGGAGGUCCGUACUUAAGCUGAAACUGUUCUUAACCUGAAGCACCACUUUAGCUAAUGGGGCCUCCUGCUGCUGUCAGAGCACAAUUUCUGUUCUCAUCCUGAAGCAAAGUUCUUAACCUGAAGCACUAUUUCUGGGUUAGCGGAGUCUGUAACCUGAAGUGUAUGUAACCUGAAGCGUAUGUAACCCGAGGAAGGAGUCCGUUUGCUUUGAAAACAAAGGUAAAAUUUGGAGGGAGCGACCUAGACCAGAGGAGGGCGGGACAUGUCCUGGGACGUGGUAGCGGAAGCCAGGAUGCUGAGGCAGAGAGUUCCCAAGGCGUAAAUACCGGGGGGGGGCGUAUUUCCUUCCUUCGGAGAACCCAGGAGUCCUGUCUCCCUUCUGAGCUUUUCCUCUUCCUUCUGUCACAGGGAGAGGCAUUGGGAAGAAGCUGAUGAGCUCCAUUGCCCAGGUAAGAGCUGCCCCUACACAGAAAUGGAACGUUCUGCAUGCCAGGCAACUGUUCUGCUACGUCCCUUUCCCCUAUAAAUAGGGACAUCGGAAGCUGCCUCAUAGCCAGUCAUGCCUCUGGGGUCCACCUAGCUGCAUAUGACCUGCUCGGGCUGGCAGCAAUGACUCUCCAUGUGUAAGUUAAAGGUAAAGGGACCCCUGACCAUUAGGUCCAGUCGUGGCCGACUCUGGGGUUGCGGCGCUCAUCUCACUUUAUUGGCCGAGGGAGCCGGCGUACAGCUUCCGGGUCAUGUGGCCAGCAGGACUAAGCCGCUUCUGGCGAAUCAGAGCAGCGCACGGAAACGCCGUUUAUCUUCCCGCCGGAGUGGUACCUAUUUAUCUACUUGCACUUUGACAUGCUUUCAAACUGCUAGGUUGGCAGGAGCUGGGACCGAGCAACGGGAGCUCACCCCGUCAUUGCGGGGAUUCGAACCGCCAACCUUCUGGUCGGGAAGUCCUAGGCUCUGUGGUUUAACCCACAGCGCCACCCGUGUCAGGCAGGUGUAAUAAUAACUAUUAUUAUUGUGUAUUAUUAUACCUCACCCAUCUGGCUGGGUUUCCCCAGCCACUCUAGGCGGCUCCCAACAGAAUUAAUGAUAAUAAUAAUGAAAAAAUGAUAAAACACCAAACAUUAAAAGUUUCCUUAAACAGGCCUGCCUUCAGAUGUCUUCUAAAAGUCAGAUAGUUGUUUAUUUCCUUGACAUCUGGUGGGAGGGCGUUCCACAGGGCGGGCGCCACCACCGAGAAGGCCCUCUACCUGGUUCCCUGUAGCUUUGCUUCUCACAGGGAGGGAACCGCCAGAAGGCCCUCGGAGCUGGACCUCAGUGUCCGGGCAGAACGAUGGGGGUGGAGACGCUCCUUCAGGUCUACUGGGCCUUUGGGGCCGUUUAGGGCUUUGAAGGUCAGCACCAGCACUUUGAAUUGUGCUCGGAAACAUCCUGGGAGCCAGUGUAGGUCUUUCAGGACCGGUGUUAUGUGGUCUCCCAGUCCCCAGUCUGGCUGCCGCAUUCUGGAUUAAUUGCAGUUUCCGGGUCACCUUCAAAGGUAGCCCCACAUAUAGCGCAUUGCAGUAGUCUAAGCGGGAGAUAACCAGAGCAUGCACCACUCUGGCCAGACAGUCUGCGGGCAGGGAGGGUCUCAUCCUGCGCACCAGAUGGAGCUGGCAAACAGCUGCCCUGGACCCAGAACUGACCUGCGUCUCCAGGGACAGCGGUGAGUCCAAAAUUACUCCCAGGCGAUUCGGCUGGCACCUUUUGCGCCUCCCCUACUCGCAGGGAAACCCUGUUUUGGGGAUCCGGAGCGACGUGGGGUGAGUGGCGCGGUGCUUUGAAUCGACUGCUUCUUUCACGGAGUGAAGCCGCAUUGCUGUUGCCGGAGAGCGCUGACUUUUUCCUGUGGACAAUUGGAUUUUAAACAACUACCCGUGAGUAGAACGGAAAAUUGGACUUUUAAAUACCUUAAUUUGGCACUGAAGCGGGAAGGCUCUAAACAGGAAGUCCGCCUUCCGUUUUUGUAAAUAGACUGAAGCAAAGACGUUACAAGUUAAACUCUUUUAAAGCUUUUGGCAAAGGAUUAAAUUUCCAUCGGUUUAAAAUACAAAACCCCCUUGGAAGCAGGAGAAGAGGGGAAGUUUUGGACCUAGUGAGCCUGCAGGAGAGAGUGAAAAAUCAAAUUACCACUGCUCUGAACCUGGGAACGGGCUGCCAGAUGACGUUUGGAGAGAGUGCAUUGACAGAACGGAUUUGACAGCUAGCUAAAUAAGAGUAGGAUACUGUUUCCAUUGUCCUCCUCUGCGUUUAAAAAAGAGGAAAAGUAACUGAAAAUUGAAACUAUCUUUAAUGCUUGAGAUGUGCCUGAAAGAACUGAUACAAGUGGAGACUGUUUCCCUCUAGAGGGAGCUUUCGAAACUGUUACAGGACUGUAACUGGGGAUUUCCAGCUGCAGAUAAGGAUUCUGAGAACCAGAGAGCGACCUUGGACCAUUUAAAAAUGUUGACAGGAGAGGCCAUUGUGACUGUUUUAUGUAUGAUAAGCUGUUCGCUGGGACAGCUUCUCAAGAAGAUGGAUGACAUGACUUUUAAAGUUGAUAAUUUGGAACAGAAAGUGACUAAUUUGAGUCAAAAGCGAACACCAACACAGAAAUAAUUCAGGACUUGGUACAGGAAUCCAUUUUGGCAGGACAAAUGGUGGGGAGGAGAAGGAGACAGCUGCUGUUGUUGAACAUAAAGUAAUACAAGCGAGAUCCGUGGCUUUACAGAAGCAAAUUGAGGACUAUAAGUUGAGGCCUUUUAUGAUUGAAUCUAGGAAAAGUCAGACUUUGAGGAAUGGAUCCCGGCUUGGAUUAAAGAAGGAAAGUUGGAAAGAUCCCUCUAUGCAGGGAUUAACUGACUUUUGGGACAUGGACUCGGGCCUGGAGGAGAUUGAAGUUUUGGGGGCCUUUGGAUUUGGAGGAAUCUUGAAAUAUGCCCUGAAAUACUUUAUGGACUGUAGCCUCAACUAUGGAAAUUUGGCUGAUCUGUUCAGAAGGAAGAAAAGGAUUGACAGGUUGGAGUUUCCUGAGAUUUGCUCUUUAGCAUUAAAGAAAAUGAAGAAGACCUGCAGAAGGGACUUGGAAAAGAGUUAAGAGCCUCGGACAUAAGAUCACCAGGUUGAUGGACUUUAUGGAGUUGACGGAAAGGACUGGCAGAAUCCAAAACCAGGGAGAGGAGAUGGUGGAAGAAGAUUGGAAAAUUUAAAGUUUAUAUAUAGACAUAUGGUAAAACUAAUGAGUGAUAGAAAAAUGGUGGAAUGAUUUUUAUGGGCUUAGCAGAAAUGUUAUAAGGAGUUAAGCAUAUAUAAGUAUUUUAGUUUUAAUGGAAAAUAAGGUUAAAAAUAUGUUAUUUAUAAUAUGAUAGAAAAUGGAGAAAGAUGGAAAGGAUUUGCUGAAACAAUUAAUAGAAGUGGAAUACAAAAAGGGAGGUGAGAGGAGGUCGAGGAAACAAGGGAAUGAAAGAUUGAGUACGGAAAAGGGAUGAUGUAUGUUUUUAAAUUGUUUUUGUUUUGUUUUAUUUAGGGUUAAGGUUAGGGAGUGGGGUUUGUUUAGUUUAGUUUAAUGUGUUUAGUUUUGAGUUUAGGUUGUGUUUUGCAUUGUUUAUAUACUGUACUGUAUUGUUUUUUAUUUUCUUUUUGCUUUCCUCCUUUGUCUUUUUUUCUGUUUUUCUCUUCCUUUUUGUAAUCUAUAAAAGUAAUAAAUAUUAUUUUUAAAAACAAAAUGACUCCCAGGCUGCACACCUGGUCCUUCGGGGGCACAGUUGCCCAUCGCUACCCAAAGAUCCCGAGGGUUGAACCCACAACCUUCUGCAUGCCAAGCAAGUGUCCUCCCUGCUGAGCUAAGCUCUUUCUUCUUCUCCACUGCAGAUUGGCGUGCAGAAAGGAUGCACCCAGAUGAAGUUAUCGGCUCUGGACUGGAACCAAAAGGCCAUCGACUUAUACCUUGGCAAUGGCGCUGUGGACCUGACUGCCACUGAAGGCUGGCACGUCUUCCGCUUCGAAGAAGACGCCAUGCGGCAGCUGGCAGAGGGGGCAGCUAGCAAAUGAGGCGUGGGCAGAGAUUUCGGAACAGCAGGAGUGUCAUCCCUCGGAGAACCCAGGAAUCAGGGUUCCUUUAUUCACCCUGGACAGAGUGGUUGGGGAGGUCUAGCAGUAGCAGGGCCGCCGCUCGUAGAUUUGCAAAAUGGCGGAGCUGGAUGGGGACCACCAAAGGUCAUCUAUCUCAGCCCCUUGCGAUGCAGGAAUCACACUCAAAGAAUCCCUGACAUCCAGCCUCUGCUUUGAAACCUCCGGGAAAGGAUAGUCCAGCACCUUCUAGGAGUACCUCUGUUGAAUGACUCUCACCACCAGAAUCUGCUUAGCCAGAAUCUCCUUUCUUGCAAACUGAAGACAUGGGUUCGAGUCCUACCCUCCGGAGCAGGAGAAAACAAGCUUGCGUCUUGUGAUAGCCCUCCAUGUGAUAGCCCUGAAGAAAUAUCUUAAGGGCUAUCACAUGGAGGAGAGAUGCAAGCUUGUUUUCUCCUGCUCCGGAGGGUAGGACUCGAACCCAUGGCUUCAAUCUCAGUCCUCUCUUCUCCAGGCUAAAUAUCCCCAGCUCCUUCAACUGUUCCUCAUACGCAGGCUUCCUCAACUUCGGCCCUCCAGAUGUUUUUGGCCCACAACUCCCAUGAUCCCUAGCUAUCAGGACCAGCAGUCAGGGAUGAUGGGAAUUGUAGUCUCCAAACAACUGGAGGGCCGAGGUUGAGGAAGCCUGCUCAUAAUGUAGCCUUCUUAGACUUUACCGACUGGUGGGGUCUGCGUUGCUCCCGGGAGGGAGAAAGGAAGUCAAAUGACACCAAGGUUUGGUUCAGAGAAAGAGUUUAUUCUGCCCUCCGAAUAGCAGAAGGCACUUGCGUGGUCAGUCCAUGGCAAGUCCAAAGUAAUGAGAGAUUUCAUGCAGUAUAUAUAUCCUCCAGGCACCCUCACCCCCCUUCCCCAGGAAUCCAGCCACGUCAGCUUAUACACACAGGUUGACAUCACAGAUGUUCCUGCUCCUUACUCUUAACCAUAAAAGGGUUUUCCUCUUCCUGUUGUUGUUGUUGUUGUUUAGUCGUUUAGUCGUGUCCGCCUCUUCGUGACCUCCUGGACCAGAGCACGCCAGGCACUCCUGUCUUCCACUGCCUCCCGCAGUUUGGUCAAACUCAUGCUGGUAGCUUUGAGAACACUGUCCCACCAUCUCGCCCUCCGUCGUCCCCUUCUCCUUGUGCCCUCCAUCUUUCCC
This is a messenger RNA of Podarcis lilfordi (Lilford's wall lizard), 15060 nucleotides long. The record is from the annotation of a GenBank genome assembly. NCBI's taxonomy places the organism in Eukaryota, Metazoa, Chordata, Lepidosauria, Squamata, Lacertidae.